Lactuca virosa is the source of this 309-nucleotide messenger RNA. The record is from the annotation of a GenBank genome assembly. Lineage: Eukaryota; Viridiplantae; Streptophyta; Magnoliopsida; Asterales; Asteraceae.
AUGGAUGUGGUGACAAGAAUGGUGUCGGAGAGGCCGGUGGUGAUAUUUAGCAGGAGUUCAUGUUCAAUGUCUCACACAAUAAAGUCUCUCAUUUUCGAAUUUGGAGUAAACCCGACGGUUUAUGAGCUAGAUGAGAUCUCCAGAGGUCGGGAAAUUGAGCAAGCACUUUUGAGGCUUGGACGCAACCCUAUCAUCCCUGCUGUGUUCAUAGGAGGUAAGUUUGUUGGUGGUGCCAAUGAAAUUAUUAGCCUUCACCUUCAACGAUCUCUUCAACCGCUUCUCAGAAAUGCAGGAGCUCUAUGGGUGUGA